Messenger RNA from Dermacentor silvarum, 1596 nucleotides. RefSeq lists its product as uncharacterized. Bases 1 to 1596 code for a protein of 531 amino acids. Gene Ontology annotation, cellular component: plasma membrane. The record is from RefSeq and is a predicted model, not a curated record. NCBI's taxonomy places the organism in Eukaryota, Metazoa, Arthropoda, Arachnida, Ixodida, Ixodidae. The transcript has 10 exons. Gene Ontology annotation, molecular function: zinc ion binding; carbonate dehydratase activity.
AUGGAUUUAUUUACAGUGAAAAGCGGAGAUAAGACAUGGUGGUACUUCAUCGGGGCAGGAAGAGGAGGCACGGCACCUCGAGCAGCGUACAAGGACAAGGACUCGUCCUCUCGGGGAUUCACGUUCUGCCUGGUCCCUGCCUGGUUCUACGAACUCGGGGUGAGCAGCAUUCCUGUGGCGCUGGUGCCUUUGCAUGGAGGAACCAUCCGGCUAAACAACCCAAAGGCAGUGCAGGCUCAGCUUCAGGCGGCCACGCAUCACUACUUGCACAUCACCGAUGUACGACAGUUUGGCAGGGGCAGCGACGUGUUGGCGAGUGCUGUGAAACUGGACGAGCACAGCACCAACGCCCACAUCACUUGCAACAGUAUGCAGUUCGGUGACCGCCUCCGGAUCGAAAUGGCGGAGAAGUGGCCCAGUGGCAUCAACUACCGCGGACAGCGUGGUAGGCCCAUGUCAUCGGUGCUGGUGACCACGUGGCUGCUCUGCUGGUCCUUCCACGGGUCCGAGCAGUCUAGAAGACACCUGCGCCGGUUCGUCGCGGGUCGCUCCCUGACGCCAUUGGGAUGGGGCGAGUACUGCGACGGCACCAGGUGGGCUUACAAGACACCGCAGUGCGGAAACGCGACAAAGGCGGACACCGUUGAUACGAAAAACGAGGCGGGCUGGCCGGCCUUCGAGAGUGCGUGCGGCAGCCCAAGCCAGUCGCCAAUCAACAUCAACUUCUUGCAGACGAGCUUCAAGAGCUUCGGGCCCAUCUCCUUCCUCGGCUACAACGUGCCCUUCCGCUUCGCGAUCGAGAACGGAGGACACGCGCUGUACAUCACGCCACUGUACGCCCACCUCGAGUCCUACGGCGGACCGCUGCCCGCGCGCUACAACCUGUCCAAGGGCAUCUUUCAUUUCGGCAACGAGACCAGCCCGCGGGGCUCUGAGCACACCAUCGACGACCGAAACUUCGCCGCCGAGCUCCAACUCCUGGUGUCCUCAGAGAAGCCCACGCCCACUGAAUGCAUCCGGCGGGGACAGGGGCUGGCCAUUUUCGUCAUACUGUUUGAGAAGCAGGAGCAAAACAACCCGUUUCUGGACACGCUCGUCAACGCCUCGGAGCACAUGACGUUCCGCGGCAACAAGACAGAGGUGAUGAUGCCCCUGGCCUACCUGCUGCCCAACACGACGCAACACUACUACAUCUAUCUGGGCUCGCUCAGCUUCCCGCCGUGCACCAGCGACGCCUUCGUCGUGGUCUUCAGGAGUACCGUGGCCAUCGGGGAGCAGCAGGCGAGCGUCUAUUUCACUUUUUGUGGUGCUGCGUGUACUGGAGGAGGGCAUCCUGUCAAGACUGAGGAACAACCUGUACACCUACACAGGCGGCUGCAAGUACAGGAUCGCGGGAAACCUGCGCCAGCUGCAGCCUUUGGGGAACCGCGUCGUCUAUCGCUCGUUCAAAUUCACCCCUUUCGCGACCAGAUCGACGGCAUCAUCGGCGAGGCCACUGAUAAUUGUAGUGGCGGUGGCAUCCGCACCGUUCACCAUUGGCCUCGGCCUGGUAUAGGUCUCGAGUCGACGGAAAGGACGUGCGAAAAGUUCAAUUGA